Messenger RNA from Ambispora leptoticha, 1440 nucleotides. The record is from the annotation of a GenBank genome assembly. NCBI's taxonomy places the organism in Eukaryota, Fungi, Glomeromycota, Glomeromycetes, Archaeosporales, Ambisporaceae.
AUGUAUCCUCUCGAAACCUUUUCAAUCACUACCUGCUAUGAAUCAGAAUAUGAUGUUCUAAUAAAAGUUGGAAAACUACCCCACGAAAUAAGUUUUUUCCAAGCACACUCGCACAUAUUAUGCGAAAGAUCAGCAUACUUCAACGUAGCAUUAUCAAAUACUUGGGCCAAGAGGAAUGACAAAGUGUAUCUAUUUAGCAAAGAGAACAUUUCGGCCAAAGUCUUCAAUAUACUCCUCGGGUAUAUUUAUAGUAAGACUAUUGAUCUGGUGAAUUUGGGACCGCAAUUGACUUUGGAUUUAUUGAUUGCCGCAGAUGAACUUAUAUUCGAGGAUAUUUUAGAGUCUGUGCAAACUUAUCUGGUAUCAGUAAAGCCAAAUUGGAUAAACGAGCAUUUAAUUGACAUUUUGAAUACUGUCACACCGCGUAUAACCACUUGUCGAAAACUGUUUGAUUAUUGUUGGAAUUAUGUGAUUGCUUGUAAUCCCGAGAUCUUGUUUGAUCCAUCGAAUCUUUCGAAACUCAACGAAACGGCACUCACCACAAUUCUACAAAGUGACGACUUGCCAAUGAAAGAAAUCGAUAUCUGGAAUUACCUGAUCGAUUGGGCAAGAUCAAAAGUGAUAGAUAACAAUAAUUACGAGAAUGCAGAAAAAUUAUUAAAAAACACUAUUUCAAUAUUUUUCUCGCUUAUAAGGUUCAAUCAUAUUAACAAUAAUGAAUUCAUCACCAAAGUUCUACCGUAUAUUAAAUUCCUGCCAGAAAAUCUUGCUCGAGAUUAUAUUCUUUUUCAUGCUGAAGGUGUCACACCAACUACAUUUUCUAUUUUACCGCCGCGGCUUCCGCAAAUACGGAUAAACUCUAGCAUCCUAAAACCCAAACAGGCAAUACUGUUAGCUUCAUGGAUAGACGGAAAAUCCACCAUCGAAGGACCAGUUGCGUAUUCUUUUCGAAAGCUAUAUCACGCAAGUAAAGAUGGAGUCUCAAAUAAGGAAUUCCAUCGUUACUGCGAUAAAGCUGGUCCGACAAUAGUAAUUCUGAAAAUAUCUAAUGAUGAUGACAAUGAUGGUAAAGAUCUAGUAAUUGGUGGAUAUAAUCCUGUGAUUAAUGGAUGGCGACGAGGAUGGUUUUCAUCUAUACGUGGCAAAUCUUCGGCAUUUCUGUUCUCAUUUAAUAAUAACGAUAAUAGGAAAAUGGAUGGCAAAGAUGCGAAAAUCAGUAGAAUACGCGAACAAUUUAUCCAACAAGGUAUUUACGAUCAUCCCGGGGAUGGAAUUUGUUUUGGAAGUGGUCCCGAUUUAUGGAUAAAUCUUAAUGAUUGUAACAAAAAAGUUGGACAAUGCAUGCAACGUGCCUAUACUUUUGGGGUUAAAGAAAAGCGAGGGUUCUUUUAUUGGGAUGAUUUAGAAGUGUUUGAGGUCCAGCCUGUUAAAUCCUUAUAA